Molecule: messenger RNA, 837 nt
Organism: Acomys russatus (golden spiny mouse)
Lineage: Eukaryota; Metazoa; Chordata; Mammalia; Rodentia; Muridae
Gene: Nfilz
Product: NFIL3 like basic leucine zipper
Exons: 1
Coding region: 1-837 (278 amino acids)
Biological process (GO): regulation of DNA-templated transcription; circadian rhythm
Cellular component (GO): nucleus
Molecular function (GO): DNA-binding transcription factor activity; DNA binding
Source: RefSeq, a predicted model, not a curated record
AUGGAUAUGGAUAGCUUGGGCUUCCCCAGCAUAUCUCAGGGGCCCAGCAAAGUACUACGGGGCACUCGCAGGGGUCCAGCCAUGCGCCGGCGGAGGGAGUUUAUGCCAGAAGAGAAGAAGGACACAACUUACUGGGAGAAACGGAGAAAGAACAACGAGGCAGCCAAGCGGUCCCGGGAAAAGCGACGUCUUAACGAUGUGGCUAUCGAGAGCAGGCUGGCCGUGCUGCUGGGGGAGAAUGCUAUACUAAGGGCUGAGCUGCAAGCCCUCAAACUUCGAUUUGGCCUUUUGCCUCCAGUAUGUGGUUCCAGGAUUUUGCCCUUGCAGGCGUUGCUAUGGAAACCUUCCAGUACUGGGGACUCCCAUUCAAGGGCUGACUCAUUCUUACCUUUGCCCGGUGCCCAGGACUGCCUGUUCAAAUCAUAUGCUGUGGAUUCUGGGAUUCCGGGCUGCUCAGGCUGUCUGGUGGCUCAAGGGUGGGCCGGCUUAUCUGCUUCCCCCAGGUUCUUGCAGGAGUCAGAACCUCUGAUUCCCCGGAUAGUUGACAGGACCUUUCACACUGCCUUCCCAGCUGCUAUCUUUGGUUGUCAUUUCCUAGAUGGGCAUGUGGGAAUUAGACCAGAGCUCAAGCCUUGUUGUGGCCUGUGGUCAUCUGUGCCCACUGGAUCCAUUGCCCCAGCGGCCUCAGAUAUAUCGAUGACAUCCUCGGAGAAUUCCAUGGGGGUUUCUCCUGGUAUGACCGGCUCUGUCCCAAGUGACAGGUCUGAAGGUCUAGCUCAGAUUUCCUUGCCUCACAAGCUGCGCAUCAAAUCCCAGGCCUCAAACAGGCUGUGUUGA